ACGCUGUUGGAGCCCACUGUGGUGUGCUUGUGGAAUCUCUCAGCGCAGUUUCUGACUGGAGAAGGACGCAGCCGCACCUCUGCUUUAUUUUCAUUACUUAUUUAUUUAUUUAUACUUUAUUCACAAACACUCGACACGUUAAGGAUACACUUGAACAAAAAUAACACUCCUGUUUCCUCUGUAAUGAACGCAGAGAACGGGAAAAGCCUUGUUCCCGGGUUAACAGCCUGACGCCUGCUUGUUUGGCUACAUCACUGGCUAAGAGUGAAUCAUCCUUAGCUUAGCUAACAUUCCAACCGAGAUGCUUCGCGUUAAGCUGGAGGCCUAAAACCCUAAUCUUUUAGUCGUUUUGAAUUUCAGACAACAACAUAUCCGUCUCAUAAUGGAAGAAAUUCUCCGAAAGCUUCAAAAAGACGCGUCUGGGAAUAAAUAUAAAGCUAUUCGUGAUGGUUGUGCUGUAGCCUGUGAAACCCUGGAGGCUCAAAAUGGAUCGGUUAAGACAUCAGCAUCGAAGGUCAGGGAGAGAUGCCUUUUCCCACUUAAACUUGCACUCGAGUCCAAAAACCCAAAGCUGGCCCAGACAGCUCUCACAGGAAUGCAGAAGAUCCUGUGUGAGGAUCGCUUUGUCGCUGUGGAGCCAGAAGUGCCAGAGAAGCAGCUGUUAAGUCAAAUGCUGGAUGCCAUCAGCGUGACCCCCAUGCUUCAUGAAGAUCUACAGGUGGAGGUCAUGAAGGUCUUGCUUUGUAUCACAUACUCCUCCAGCUUCGAGUUCAACGGCAACAACAUCCUGAGGAUUGCCGAGGUGUGUAUCCAGACAUACAUAUCAAGUUGUCAUCAACGCAGCAUCAACACAGCAGUAAGGGCCACUCUUAGUCAGAUACUAGGAGACCUUACCCUUCAACUACACCACAGACAGGACAGCUCGGGUGCAGAUGAACGGGAGCGUACAGUGCCUACAAGCAAACGCAAAGACUUUUCUCCCACCACAGCAGCGCUAUAUGAGGACGUAGUGACUGUCCUCACUGUAUUCUGUGAAAAACUCGAGUCCGUUUCAAGUGAGAACCAGCUGUUGCAGCUGCUGUAUCUAGAGUGCAUUUUAGCCAUGCUCAGCAGCUGCCCUCCCACAAUGCACCUGAACCGCAACUUCACAGAUCUCGUCUGGAAGCAGCUGUGUCCAGUCCUGGUGGUGAUCACGGGCAACCCUGUGAAUGACAAGACCAUCACCUCUGCUCACGGAGCUCCAUCACAGGAGGUGGAUGCUGCACUGGGGUCAGGGGUUAGUGAUCAGGGCCGGGGUUCUGGCUGUUCCUCCAGCGCCCCUGCCAUGAUUGGACCAGUGAUCCGCACCAUCUGCUACAUUGCAGCCGAGCUUGUGCGGCUAGUGAGCUGUGUGGAAUCCAUGAAGCCUGUGCUGCAGUCUCUCUACCACCGCAUCCUGCUCUACCCGCCUCCACAGCACAGAUUGGAGGCCAUCAAGAUCAUGAAGGAGAUCCUCGGUAGCCCGCAGCGCUUGUUUGACCUGGCUGGCCCAUGUGUGAUUGAGCCCGAGACCAGGAAGAGAUCCUUCUCGAAGAGGAAAUCACAUCUUGACCUUCUUAAGUUGGUGAUGGAUGGCAUGACGGAGGCCUGUGUGAAGGGUGGCAUUGAGGCUUGUUAUUCCUCUGUUUCUUGUGCAUGUGCACUAUUGGCUGCCCUCGACGAGCUCAGCCAGGGACGUGGCCUGCAUAUAGACCAGGCACAACUUUUGCUGCGUCGAUUGGAUGACUUGAAAGAAGGGGCGGAGUUGUCGAGGGAAUCGGUGGAGGUCAAUGAGGCCGACUUCCAUUGGCAGCGGCGCGUGCUGUCCUCUGAAAACACCACCUGGGAGACUGCCAUUCCUGAACGCAGCCCUGACAUCAGCAUCAGCGUCACCACUGACACAGGCCAGGUUACUCUUGAGGGGCAUCUGGGCCGAACCACACCAGAGGAGUGUGGAGAUGAUGCACGAUUACCUUCGCCUUCCAGCUGUGGAGGUGCUGCAGGGGAAAGUGGUGCCCCUCCAGAUGUAGUGCAGCGCAGCCAUGCCCUGGCCUACCCAGACCUCACCAACUUCCUGUCAGUGGAGUCUCGUAUGCGCUCACAUGGCUCACGCUACAGCGAGAGCAAUUUCAGUAUGGAUGAGCAAGAGCUCUCACGCACAGAAUUCGACUCAUGCGAUCAGUACUCCACGGCUGCUGAGAAGGACUCAGGACGCUCUGAUGUUUCAGAUGUUGGUUCAGACAAUGGCUCAUUGGCUGACGAUGAGCAGACACUGCGCCAUGUCCCCGCCCAUCGUUCACUGCGAACCGCCGCACUUUCGCUCAAGCUGCUGAAGAACCAGGAAGCGGACCAGCAGAGUGCCCGCCUCUUUGUUCAGUCUCUGGUGGCAUUGUUGCCACGCCUUCUGGCCCAGCACAGCCCUACUGAUGUGGAUGUCACGCUACAAAACUUCUCCUCGACCUUCUGCUCGGGCCUGCAAGUAGGUGGGAUUCACUCUCCUGCCUUCGAGGGCAGUGAGAAUCUGAGCUGCCAGGCUCUGAUGAAUGCAGAUGGAUUAUAUUUGGUGUCCUACUACGCCUUGCUCCUCAACCUCAAACUCAGCACCUGUGGAUACUACCAAAAGAAACCUGCUUCUCCCAUUGUCACUCUGAAAGAGUUUGUGCAUCAGAUACAGAGCAGUGGUGUUCUCGUGGUGCUCUCCCAGGCCUGGAUAGAGGAACUGUACCGCCAAGUGUUAGAGAGAAACCUGCUAGGGGAGGCUGGAUACUGGGAGUCUCCUGAGGAGCACUCGCUCCCUCUUAUCACCAUGCUCACAGAUAUUGAUGGACUUGGCAGCAGUGCUAUAGGAGGUCAGCUGAUCAGAAGAGCCUCCUCACAGUCGUCCUUUACAAGUGAUAAGAAAGACAAUAACACCAUGUUGGCAGGUAUAGUGUUUGCACGGUACAUCCUGAUUGGCUGCUGGAAGAACCUGAUUGACACUCUGUCUACUCCUCUGACGGGCCGCAUGGCGGGAAGCUCACGGGCUCUGGCCUUCAUCCUGGGUGCAGAAGGCAUUAAAGUGCAGAACCAGAGGGAGAGAGAAACCAUCUGUCUCAGUCUUGAUGGCCUGCGCAAGGCUGCUGCACUCAGCUGUGCUCUGGGUGUGGCUGCCAACUGUGCCUCAGCUGUAGCUCAGAUGGCAGCAGCUUCCUGUGUCCCAGAGGAAAAAGAGGAGAAGGAUCAGGGUGAAGCUGGUGAUGCUAUUACUCAAGUUAAGUAUAGAAUGGAGCAGAAACUGGAGCAGAUGGGUCGGAGUCAGGGAGUGAAGCUGCACACUGCUCACAUGCUCUGCAUGGACGCCAUCCUCAACGUGGGUCUAGAGAUGGGCAGCCAUAAUCAUGAUUGCUGGCCACAUGUGUUCAGAGUGGUGGAGUACGUGAGCUCACUGGAGCACAGCCACUUCAGUGAUGGGAGUUCUCAGCCUCCUAUGACCAUCACGCAGACUCAGCAGGCUUCAUCGAUAAUGGGAAAUCCGGAGCUGAGCGUGGAGUCUGUCCCUGAGCUGGAGUUGAGCCUGAGCCACCCAGUCAUCCAGCCCACUUCCAUCCAGGAGCUGUUGCGUGAAAACAGCAGUGCAAAAGGUUUUGAUCUGCGGGGCGGCAGUCUCCUGACAGGCAACAGCGCUGCUAAAGUUGUCUGCACACUCUCCACACAGGCGGAUAGACUGUUUGAAGAUGCAGUGAAUAAACUUAACCUGGUGGGUCUCGUGGGUUUCCUACACCAGCUGAGGAAAGCUUCACAAUCCCAGCUUUUCAACUCAGUCACAGAAACUGGGGACUACUCCUUAGCCAUGCCAGGGGAGGCUAAAUCAACACAAGACAAGCGCAGUGCUCUUCACCUCUUCAGGCUGGGUGAGGCCAUGCUUCAUAUCGUAAGGAACAAGAGCCGGCCGCUUCUGCACAUGAUGCGAGCCUGGAGUGUAGUGGCUCCUCAUCUGGUGGAGGCUGCGUGUCAUAAAGAACGGCACGUAUCCCAGAAGGCAGUGUCAUUCAUCCAUGAUGUGCUGUUGGAGGUGCUGAGCAGCUGGGCCGAGCUUCCCCACUUCCACUUCAACGAGGCGCUUUUCCGGCCCUUUGAGCACAUCAUGCAGCUGGAGCUCUGUGACGAGGAUGUACAGGACCAGGUGAUCACAUCCAUUGGGGAGCUGGUGGAGCUGUGCUCUCCUCAAAUUCAGUCAGGCUGGAGGCCGCUCUUCAGUGCUCUCCGCACUGUGCAUGGAAGCAAGAAUGACAUGAAGGACUAUCUGAUUGGAGAAUACUCUAUGGGCAAAUCCCAUGCACCUGUUUUUGACGUCUUUGAGGCCUUUAUCAACACGGACAACAUUCAGGUUUUUGCCAAUGCAGCAACUGACUACAUCAUGUGCCUUAUGAAGUUUGUGAAGGGGUUGGGUGAGGUGGAUUAUAAGGAGAUAGGAGAUUGCGUUCAUGCGAAUGGAUACAGCUCUACAGACCUGUGCCUUCCUGCCCUUGAUUAUCUGAGGAAGUGCUCGCAGCUGCUAGCCAAAAUCUACAAAAUGCCUUCAAAGCCAGUGUUCCUGGGUGCACGGCUGGCCAGUCUGCCCAUGAGAGCCCAGGAGCGCUCAGUUAGCAGCGAGGAUGGUAUGGACUGUGUUCUAGCCGAGUUCGAUGAUGACACAGGUCUGAUCCAGGUGUGGAUCUUGCUGUUGGAGCAGCUCACUGCAGCCGUGUCUAAUUGCCCUCGUCAGCACCAGCCACCCACACUGGAACUGCUGUUCGAGCUGCUCCGAGAAGUCACUAAAACACCAGGCCCAGGCUUUGCCAUUUUCUCAGUCAUCCAGCUCCUUCUUCCCGUCAUGUCGCUGUGGCUCCAGCGAAGUCAUGGAGAUUACUCAUACUGGGACAUCGCAGCUGCAAACUUUAAGCAUGCCAUCGGGCUUUCAUGCGAGCUGGUGGUGGAACAUGUUCAAAGUUUUAUUCAUUCAGAUAUGGGCUACGAGAGUCUUAUUAACCUGAUGUUGAAGGACUUAUUCAAGCUGCUGGUGGCUUGUGUGGCUGAACCUGCAGAGAUCAUCUCCAGAGUUGGCUGUUCCUGUAUCAGAUAUGUUCUGGUGACAGCUGGUCCUGUGUUUACGGAGGAGAUGUGGAGGCUGGCCUGCUGCGCCCUACAAGAUGCCUUCUCAGCUACGCUUGAACCUGUCAAGAAUCUGCUUGCGUGUUUUCGGAGUGGUUCUGACACGUUCACAGGGGACGCGUGUGAGGUGAAAGUAGCCGCCCCGACACACUCUGCUUCUGCUGAGGCUGAGUACUUGAGGAUCCGUGCCAUGGCACAGCAGGUCUUUAUGCUGGACACUCAGUGCUCUCCUAAGACUCCCAGCAGUAAGGAAGGAUUUGAGCAUGCUCAGUCAUGUGUGCUCAUCAUUGAACUUCCUGCAGACCAGCAGUCCAAUGGCCACGUUCAGAAGAGGAUUCCGUUCAGGACGAUUGUGGUGAGCUUGCUGUCCCACCAGGUGCUGCUGCAGAACCUAUAUGACAUCCUGCUGGAGGAGUUCGUGAAGGGCUCCAGCAGCUCUGAGAGCCAGGAUCGCUUAACACCCGUCUCAGAGCCCAAAGCCUCUGGUUUUCUACGCUACAUCUCCAUGCACAAUCUGGCCAUUAUCUUGGACCUCCUGCUCGACUCGUACCGCACGGCACGGGACUUUGACACACGUCCUGGUCUGAAAUAUCUACUCAUGAAGGUGUCAGGGGUGUGUGGAGCUGCUAAUCUGUACCGCCAAUCCGCAAUGAGCUUCAAUAUCUACUUCCAGGCUCUGCUGUGUGCCAUGCUGACCAACCAGGAGCAGAUCACUGUGGAGCAGGUGAAGAAGAUCCUCAGUGAGGAGGAAGAGGAAGAGGAGGAGGGCAGCUCUGAUUCGUCACAAGCCUGCUCGUCCGAGGACGAGGACAUGUUUGAGGAGACGGCGCGUGUGAGCCCACCACGCCGGUGGCGUACGCGCCUGCCUGCGCUGAGCACCCAGCCUGCCAGUGGUGCCGACUGGGCGUGGCUGCUCAAACGCAUGCACAAGCUCUGCAUGGACCUCUGCACAAACUACAUUCAGAUGCACCUAGACCUGGAAAGCAGCACCGAGGAACCACCUCCCACCACACGUCCUGACAGCAUGUUCUUUCUACCCCUCUUCCCCUCUGAGAGCUCCACCCCGUCAACAGGCGGCCAUUCAGGACGUGGGACACCCUUGGAGGACAACCCUCGCCUUCAUGUGCCCACCACGCCCUCCUCAGAGGAGGAGGAAAGGAGGAGGAAGAAGGAGUGGUGGGAGAGCGCCAGCAACAAGCUUUACACCAUUGCUACUGACAAGACCAUCGCCAAGCUGAUGAUGGAGUAUAAGAAGCGCAAGCAGCAGCAGCAGCAGCAGCAGCAGCAGCAACAGACCCAUGGCUCACUGACGAAGAAGGCAGGAGAGAGGAUGACUCCAGAAUCGCCUGGGCCACAAAGACCUCAGCAACUCCUCGAUCAGCGGACCAUGAGGCACUCUUUUAGCGCCGGACCAGAACUACUGCGUCAGGACAAGAGGCCACGCUCAGGUUCUACCGCCAGCUCACAUAGCAUCUCCCUCAGAGACUCCGAGGCACAGAUACAAGCAUGGACCAACAUGGUCCUCACCAUCCUGAACCAAAUCCAGCUGUUGCCAGAUGCCACCUUCGUGGCCCUGCAGCCGGCCAUGUUCCCCUGCAUCAGUCAGCUGACGUGUCACGUGACUGACCUCCGCGUGCGGCAAGCGGUGCGAGAGUGGCUGGGACGCGUAGGACGUGUUUAUGACAUUAUCCUGUGAGGAGCUCGUUGCUUUCAUGUUUAUUUUCAUUCUUGGGAUUUGCUGACUGGGAUACAAAGCGUUUCUUUUAGCCUUUUUUGUAUGCAAAUGUAUUUAUCGUUGUAUUUUGUGGUCUCCGUAUUCUGUGAACAUACAUAUCUAAAUGCUUUGCAGAACAAUUUCAUUCAGAAUGUUUACUCUGUUUAAUUAUCACAUAGUAUUGACUACUCCGAUUUGUAUUACUUUCGAUUCUUAUCCGAUUAUUUAUUGUCUGUCAGUUAGCUUUAAUAUUUAUUUCCAGUGAAUAGGAAACCAUGUUUACUUUAUGCACUUUAUGUACACUUAUUAGUAAUGUGAGUUUAGUGCCACUGAUACUGGCUUAUUUGCCACACAAAAAGUCACAUGACAUGGAGUCAGAAUUCAGUCAUAUACCUUACAUGUUGCUGCUGUCAAAAAUUAUUCUAAAACUUCUUUGUUUUAGAUCUAAAGUUCAUUUAAUCUCAAAGUGUUAAGAGUUGCAAAGGAAUUGCCAGUUGAUUUUCUCAUGACAGCAUUGCAUUGCAAUAUACAAAUUCAGCAGUCAACAUUAUGGACUCCUGUACCAUGUAUUUUUACAUUACUACUCUUUACAGAGCACCAAAAUGAUCUCUAAUACAUUUUCACUCGAAUUAGAGGAUGGUGGGUUAAGCAAAAUCUUACUGACUGGCUGUCUAAUGCACACUUACUCUCUUAGUACUUACAGGACACAAAGAUGAAAUUAUGAUUUAUCCUGGUUUACAGAGAAUUCAGAUUUUCCACACUGAUCAACCUGAUUGUUGCAAUCAUGCCUCAAAGCAUCAGAUCUCCUUUACUGACUGUUGAGGUUUUUGCUCGAGCAUUUUCAUCUAGCAUUAUGAUACAACACUUCAUAUACUCUUUGUAUUUAAAUGUAUAUUUAAACUGUUCAGUGAAGCAUAUUUAAUCCUUCAAAUAUGCUCUGCUAAAGUUUUUUUUUUUUUUGCUUUAAUGUCAGACUUUAAUGUAAGGUCAGUGGUCAGUAACCAUGAAGCUUUAACUUUAAAAAUGCUGGUUCAUAUUAUCAUUAUACGUUCCCAAACCCUGCUUAUGUAUUAGUCUUGUAAUUUGUGUAUAACAGUUUUUCAUGUUACGUGUAUGCAUCAAGGGAAUGAUUUGUUGUGCUCCUCUGCAGUGCUUAAAUACUGCUUUCAAAGAACCCAAGACAGUAAUCUGAGAAAACCACAUUCAAGAUAUUUCUGAGUACACACUACUUAUUUUUAACCCUGUUCUUUUCAGUCUAAAAAUAAAAUAUGUUAUAUGGCCAAAAGGUUGUUGAGACCUGACCAUCACACCCAUAUGUGGGUCUUCCCCAAACUGUAGCCACAAAUUUGGAAAAGUAAUGUUCCAGCAGCACUUAUGCUCUUGUAGCUGAAUGAGCACAAAUCCCCACACCCAUGCUCCAAAAUCUAGUGGAAAGCCUUCGCAGAAGAGUGGAGGUUGUUAUUUAUUAUUAACAGCAAAGCAGGGAAUAAAUCUGGAAUGGGAUGCUCAACAAGCAUAUAUGGGUGUGAUGGUCAGGUGUCCACAUACUUUUGGCCAAAUUGAUUCUGCUGUUUUAAAGCAGAAUCAAUUCACUUUACGACAAACCCCCGCAUACAGUACUUCAGUAAAAUGCUUCAACCAAGAAAGUUAAACUAUGCUGAAUUUGAAUGUAAAGACCUCUAAUCACACAUUUCUUUGUAUUGUUUGAUGUAACUGUACUGGUGAUGAAAAUGACCAAAGACCUGCACUGAUAUGACUUGAUUGGAAGUGUUUAAAGCUUGUUCUUAGCAGUAGGAGCUUGUAAUGUUUCCACUGUUUUAAGAGGCAGAUAUGGCCUUGAGAGAGGGAUGCGUCUGCUAUGGGAUGAUGGAUGUAUUCUUGAAGGACCUGCAUUUUCCCUUUUCUUUAUUACAAAAGUCACAUUUUCAGCACUGCCAUUCAAACACUAUUUGAUAAUAGUGUUUCAGGUUUUCAGUUUAGCAGAAACUAGAACGAAGGCUCAAGAUUUGUGUAUAUUUUGACUAUUUGCACAGACGUAAUUACACCAACAGUGCUGUCUGCUGGUGUUUUCUUUAUUCGAAAUGUAAAAUUGGACUAAAAAUGCAGCUGAAAAUAUCUUGCUCCCUUUUGAAAAAGUUACAUGUUUGUUUAAAGAUAAACAUUUUGCCUAAAACAUAAAAUGGUUCCACCUUUUAACAUAUCACCGCAAUUGACGUUAUAAAAGGAAUAGUAUUGGAUCCAAAAAAAAUCUGAUCGAGCUGCAAUCGAAGCUGAAAUAUUUGAAUUCUGUAUUAACGCACUGGGUUUUAAAACAAUGAAAGUGGUUCGAAUACCCUCGUCUUUGGCUGUUACGUUGCUUAGCUACCAAAGCUUACUGUUAACAGACUACAUUGCGUUGUUUAUCACAAAUUCAUUAAUAAAAAUAAAUUCAGUUAUUUAGUGAACACCAGAUUUUAUCAUAUUGUUUUUGUUAGUUUUAUAACAGAAUCAAAUUAAAUGGCACUAAGCCUUAAAAAUAAAGCAAUAAGUGACGAGAGGGAGUGUUACACAGAUUUUAUCACCCCGCUUUGCGUCAUGCCUAAGAACACCUUAUCUGUGAAAAAGUCGCUGUAACGCACGCCCUCUCGUGGCUUACUGCUUUAUUUUAAAGCCUUACACCUUAGUGCCAUUAAUUUGAUUGUGUUGUGCUAUUACACUAGUAAACCAUGGCUCAGUGGCACUCGAGUGCUUGUGUGACUAUAACGCUGCGCUACAUAUUCUCCUGAUUAUGAGGGCUUUCGAUGAUUUGCUAAAGGCACAACAUGUAUUUUUUUCCUUUUUAAACAGUUAUAAAUCACAAAAAGGCGCAUUAUUUACGAUUACUCAUUUUAUGUGACAAAACAAUCAGACUACUGUAGUAUACUGUAUGUGCACAUGCUAAAUAUACAUUUGCCAGAUGACGAUUUAUGUUGUAUGUGUGUAAUGUGGAAUAAAAAAGUAAAUAUA
Messenger RNA from Pangasianodon hypophthalmus (striped catfish), 9847 nucleotides. It is a transcript of the gene arfgef3, whose product is annotated as ARFGEF family member 3. The record is from RefSeq and is a predicted model, not a curated record. NCBI's taxonomy places the organism in Eukaryota, Metazoa, Chordata, Actinopteri, Siluriformes, Pangasiidae. The transcript has 35 exons. Gene Ontology annotation, molecular function: guanyl-nucleotide exchange factor activity. Gene Ontology annotation, biological process: regulation of ARF protein signal transduction. Bases 383 to 6844 code for a protein of 2153 amino acids.